CAAGCUGGGCCAGGGGAAGAGACAGAGUGCGCGGCAUCCAACGCUGAUACCUAGCCAUCAAACUGAAGAAUACCAAGCCUGUCUUGCUAUCCUGUGUGUAUAUAUACCAGGGCCUCUUGGCGCCAAUCCUCACGGUAUAGGUUGCAUUCCUCGUUACCUCGUUCCUUUCCAAACCCAACAACGAGUUCGAGGAGCCAGACUCACUUGGUAUCAGUCGCCAACAUGUCGCACCACCAACCUGCCGUCGUCGAUGACGACAAGCACUACGCCAAGGACCCUGUGGUGAACAGCAAUGGUAGCUACGAGGGAUCUCGCGAUGAGGAGGUUGGAGUUGUCACAAAGGGCGAGCCCCUCCAACGGAACCUGAAGAACAGACACAUGCAGAUGAUCGCCAUCGGCGGUGCCAUUGGUGCUGGUCUUUUCGUCGGUUCUGGCGGUGCUCUUCGAAGUGGCGGCCCUGCUGCCUUGAUUAUCGGUUAUAUGAUUGUCGGCUUCAUGUUGAUGCUUACUACUCAAGCCCUCGCUGAGAUGGCUGUCUUGUACCCCGUCAACGGUGCCUUCUACACAUACGUCUGCCGAUUUGUCGAUCCUUCCUGGGGUUUCGCCAUGGGCUGGGAUUACGCCAUUGCUUGG
This is a messenger RNA of Colletotrichum godetiae, 633 nucleotides long. RefSeq names its product amino acid permease-domain-containing protein. Gene Ontology annotation, cellular component: membrane. The annotation marks the transcript as partial. Lineage: Eukaryota; Fungi; Ascomycota; Sordariomycetes; Glomerellales; Glomerellaceae. Gene Ontology annotation, molecular function: amino acid transmembrane transporter activity. Gene Ontology annotation, biological process: amino acid transmembrane transport. The transcript has 4 exons. The record is from RefSeq and is a predicted model, not a curated record.